AUGUCCUACUGCUACAUGUGUAUGAUUCUGUGUGUAGACCAUCAGUCCACUGAUGCUGGGACGACGUCCUUAGUACCACCAUACACGCUCUGCCAAUCUCUUCGUCCGCCAGUCCCGGCGGAUAAACCCCCAGCCGACCACCGAACACAUACAUGGUCAACAACAGCCCAAGACUCCUUUGACCAAACGACUGUCCCAUAUAGUCAACAAGCUCAACCAUCUCAAUCAACCAAACCUCUCUCUGUCUCUGUCUCCAACCACCAUCAGCCCCCAUCCCCCCCUGGCCAACAAGCAUCCACUCUCGCUCCAACCGUCACAUCAUCGUCUACCCGUUCGUCGUUUACUUGGUUCAGCACGCACGUGAUGGCCUUCAAUCCACCUGGUCAACAGCGUCAAGGGCUCUUGACCAACAAGCCCGGCUUCUCUCUCUCGCACAAUCGAAAUCCAAUCCACCAAAACUCACCAACACCUGGAUCGAUCCAUCCAAUCCAAUCGAAAACCACUGGCCCCGCCGGUAGAGGUGGGGCUGCGCUCGGGCUCAAUCACUUUGGAAAUACGAAUGGAAUGGCCGUUGGACAUCUUCCUUCAUCUCAUUCUCAAUCCCAACAACAGCUCUCCAACCAGCAGGAAGCAUCACUCGAUCCAUCCGAUUUCCCAGCUCUCGGUGCUGGGGCACCCAGCUCAACCAACCCAUCCCAUAAUGCUCUGUCCUAUGCUUCCCAUGUGAACGUCUCAACCGCCAACGGACUCCCCAGCGAUAGGACAGUCGCUGCAACCCUGGCUGGUCAGCGCACAGAUUUCACUCCAGAUGACUUCCCAGCUCUGGAUGCAACAGUCAACCAACACCACCAACAACAGCAACAGCAGCAGCAACAGCAGCUCAGCGGAUCAGAGGGCACAGUCAGGGAAGCAAGAGAACAAGCCAGCGCUGCUGCCGCUCUGACUGCUCAGAUGGCAAGGCUCAACGUUGCUCAAAACAAAACGGCUGGAAUGGUAGAUUCUGACAAUCGGAACUUUCCCAAUAAGCCACCUCCUGGUUCUAAUGCAGCUUUCCACGGCUCAGUGGUUGGAUCUUCACAUCUUUCCAAUGGGAUCGGAAACCUCAACUCCCACCAUCCGCUACAAUCUCAGGCGCCGGCCCACCUGAGUCUACAGUCGGGAGCUAUUACAUCAUCAAAUUCCCAUCUUCACAGCACCCUGCGAUCUCCUAUACCACCGAACCUGACAUCGAUGCAACCACAUCGGCCAACCAACCUGGGCAAUUAUCCCUCGAACAUCGGCCUAGCAAAUGUUCCCACCACCAUGAUCCAUACACCUGCAUCACAGAACCAAUCGAUACAAGAAUCAGGGGAAGCUAAUACUGGAGUCGAAAACCGAUCGGGCGGCUCAGAUCCGUCCUCCCAGCCAACACCCCUGCUCGAUCACGCCGGCAGUAUGGACUCGAUCUCUCAGAACGCAAACUGUGUUUCCUCGGUCGUCCCGUUCUUUGCUCCCCAGACACCCGCCGAACAGGUCCUAUUCGGUCCGGCCGAUCGGUUUGGAUUGAUGAACUUGUUACAAAUCAUUCGGCACGCUGAUGCAGAUUACUCGAUGCUGGCUAUGGGCAAGGAUCUUACUCAUCUCGGACUUGACCUGGGUUCUUCCGAGGCUUUGUAUCCCAAGUUUAUGAGUCCUUGGUCGGAUGCCAAGCAAGUCGCUUCACACGCCGUCGAACCUGAAUUUACUCUACCUGCCUGUUACCAUGUUCAGCCACAGCCAGUUCAAACCAAGUUACCACAGUUCCAUGAAGAAACCCUCUUCUUCAUCUUCUACUCGCAACCUCGAGAUUUGAUGCAAGAACUAGCAGCACUAGAACUGUAUAAGAAAAACUGGAGAUACCACAAAGAACUUCAGUUAUGGCUAACCAAGGAAUCCGGAACUGGACCGAUGGAGAAGACUCCUCAUUAUGAACGUGGAUUUUACGUCUUCUUUGAUCCGAUGAUCUGGAAACGAGUUACCAAAGAAUUUGUCUUACAAUAUGAUCAGUUGGAGGCUAAGCCUGCAUUGGCUACCAACCCAGCAGCCCUACAAGCGGCCACCCAAUUAUCAUUAGUAUACACGAGCAACGGGCCGCAUGGAAAAAACUCACUAGCAAAUGCCGCAAACAAUAACUCGCAGCAACAGCAACAACAACAACAACAACAACAGCAGCAGCAGCAGCAACAGCAACAGCAGCAACAGCAAGCAUCUCAACAGCAACAGAACGCUUCAAACGUCCAUCCUGCUCAUCACAUGAUGAUCGGUAAUAACCUCCCUUCUAACUUGGUUCCUGCCUAGACUUUCUUAGACCCAUGUGUGUCUUACUCCUUCUUUACUACUUGACUCUCCCACUCUCUCAAAACGCUCAGCUCACAUAAAUUACCUGCACUACUUCCAAAAAAGAAGAAGAAAAAAACUCAACUAGUACUAUUGCAAUUGUUUUUUUUUUGUCUUCAUGUGUGUUUGCUGUGUGUUUUGAGUCAGUGAGAGUCCCCCCCCCCCUAAGCGUGCUUGUACCAUGUAUUCACUGUGACCUUUUUUUCUUUCUUUCUUCUUCCUUUAUCCUGUUCUGCUUUUCUCUCUCUCUUUCUUUCAAUUUAACUUCUUCAAAACAAAAUAACAAUAUCAACAUGAACGCGAACAAGAACAAGAAGCAGAACAACAACAACAACUGUCAACAACAACAACAAGCAACAACUGAACUUGUCUUUGAUUUCCUGCAAGUAAACUCUUGUUUGUUUUGGCUCUUUGGUUGGUGUUUUAUUCACAUAGUUGCAUCACUAAUGAGAUGUGAACUUCUGCAAAGUAACACAAGUAGCAGUGGUAGUGGUAGCUGUAGCAGUAGUAGAAGUAGGAAUAGAAAAAGUAGCAGUGGUGGUUCCUACCAGCCAAUAAGUAUGACAUAUGUCUCUUCUUCCUUUUUA
Puccinia graminis f. sp. tritici CRL 75-36-700-3 is the source of this 2942-nucleotide messenger RNA. RefSeq lists its product as uncharacterized. The record is from RefSeq and is a predicted model, not a curated record. The coding region runs from base 1 to 2316 and encodes 771 amino acids. Gene Ontology annotation, biological process: regulation of DNA-templated transcription; nuclear-transcribed mRNA poly(A) tail shortening. The transcript is spliced from 10 exons. NCBI's taxonomy places the organism in Eukaryota, Fungi, Basidiomycota, Pucciniomycetes, Pucciniales, Pucciniaceae. Gene Ontology annotation, cellular component: P-body; CCR4-NOT core complex.